AUGGAGAGUUACGAAGAAGCUUUUAGCUACAGCCGAGACAACAUCAUAAAUCGACUGGUAGAUGCCAUCCACAAGCUUGAGGAGUUCCCCUAUUUGUUCAACGAGGUUGCCGCCGACAUCCAACUUGCGGCCAGCCUGCUCGAAGCCAACGUCAAGGGCAAUGGUAAGCUCGAAGCCUCUCGGGUAGGUAGCGACGUGCCCGCUUGCUUUGAAAAUCGGUGUGAUAUGCUUCGAGAUGCCAUCUACCGGCAGGGCUCAUUCCUUGCUGGUCACUCCGGCCUUGUUGCCCACACAUGUAUCACGUUGGAUUAUUUUCGAAUUCAGGUCGGUAGACUGACCCUUCGAUCCCAGGUGAAUGACUCUUAUGCAGAGCUGAUGGAAAGAUAUGCUAGUUUGCGAGUGUCCAACGCAGAGACCCGUCAGCCAUUGGAGAAUGAGGCUGAGGAGGGUCAACUCAAGGCUAUUGAGAAGAAUUUUGACAUGUUGAACCAGGCGUUCCAUAACUGCAGCUGCAAACAGUGCACCAAGCGCCGGCUUAUUACGUGCUCAUGA
Molecule: messenger RNA, 552 nt
Organism: Penicillium brasilianum
Lineage: Eukaryota; Fungi; Ascomycota; Eurotiomycetes; Eurotiales; Aspergillaceae
Source: the annotation of a GenBank genome assembly